Molecule: messenger RNA, 2496 nt
Organism: Scomber japonicus (chub mackerel)
Lineage: Eukaryota; Metazoa; Chordata; Actinopteri; Scombriformes; Scombridae
Gene: ttll3
Product: tubulin tyrosine ligase-like family, member 3
Exons: 12
Coding region: 1-2496 (831 amino acids)
Biological process (GO): cilium assembly; cilium movement; protein polyglycylation
Cellular component (GO): cilium
Molecular function (GO): protein-glycine ligase activity, initiating
Source: RefSeq, a predicted model, not a curated record
AUGCAACAAAUGCCAGUGGCACAGGUGGAGGGGAGGUUACGUCGCAGUGUUCCCAGCCUUCCAGCAAUCAAGCUUGACAGGCUGAAAACAGCUAAAGCACUGGUGGAGAAAGCAGUCAAGUUGCGGAAGGUGUUUUCAGUGCAGGGACCCUAUCCUGUGAUCCGUGCUGCCUUAUGGGCUAGAGGGUGGGUGGAACGCCAUUUGCCCCAUCCUGCCCAGAGAGCACCUCAUUACCAUGGGGAAGAGGAGGAGGAUGGUGAUGAUGGUGAUAUCAGCGCUGUUGUUACCGAGGGAGUGGAUGAAGGCGAGAAAGAGGAGAACCUUGAUGACAUGUAUGACCUCAUGUCCCGCAUGGUUCGAAAUGAAACAACAUAUUUCUACUGGACAACACGUCGGGAUUACAUAGACUGUCACUCUUUACGGAAUGACCAGAUGACCAAUCACUAUGCAAAUGCUGCAGCGUUUACCACCAAGGUGGGGCUUUGUGUGAACUUGCGUAACCUUCAUUGGUUUGAUACAGCAGAUCCUGACACCUUCUUCCCAAGAUGUUACAGGCUUGGUGCAGAGGAUGAGAAGCGUGCAUUCAUAGAGGACUUCAGGAGGACAGCAUGCUCCAGCCUGUUGCAGCAUGUGGUUGAGACAAGUAUAAGGAGGAGAGAGGAAGAAGAGUUUGAGAAACAAAAAGCCCAGAACAGCCCCUGUGAAGAGAUAGAAAAUGUGGAGCAGCUAUCUGUUGGUCCAGGGGUGAUCGACACAGCUUUACAAGUGUGUCAAGAGUUUCUCAGUGUUUUAGAGCACAGUGACAUUGAUGUGAAUGAGGAAACACUGCCCUCAAUGAAGGAACAUCAGUGGGCAGAGUUUCUGCUAGACUACUACAUGGUGGUGCAUGACAGUGCAUUGAUCAGGGGCAGCAGUGCAUUUGUGGAGCGCUGCCAGUCUACGUUGGCCAGAUUGCAGGAGGUUUGUCCUCAGCUGGAAACAGAUGGAAUAAAUAACAUUUGGAUCAUCAAGCCGGGCGCUAAGUCAAGAGGAAGAGGUAUAAUGUGCAUGGAUCGCCUGGAUGAGAUUUUAGCGUUGGUGGACACUGACAGAGCCUUGGCUAAGGAGAGUAAGUGGGUGGUUCAGAAAUAUCUGGAACAUCCUCUGUUGAUCCAUAACACCAAGUUUGAUGUUCGUCAGUGGUUCCUUGUCACCGACUGGAACCCUCUGACUGUCUGGUUCUACAGAGAGUGCUAUCUACGGUUUUCCACUCAGCCCUAUUCAACAAAAAUCCUGGACAGCUCAGUCCACCUGUGCAACAACUCCAUCCAGAAGCACUUCCAGCCCUCCUGUGAUCGCCAUCCAGGAGUGCCUGAGGACAAUAUGUGGUCAUGCUCUCAGUUUAGGGCUUUCCUGCAGCAGCAAGGCCAUGGGGUUGAGUGGGAGUCAGCGGUGGUCCCAGGCAUGCAGCAAGCUGUAGUGCGUGCCCUGCAGACAGCCCAGGACCUGGUAGAGCCCCACAAGGCAAGUUUUGAGCUCUACGGAGCUGAUUUUAUGUUUGGCAGAGAUCUGAGGCCUUGGCUCCUGGAGAUCAAUGCCAGUCCAACUAUGGCGUGUUCCACCACUGUGACUGCUCGCCUCUGUCCUGCUGUGCAGCUGGACACACUGAGGGUUGUGCUGGACCGACGCACCGAUCCCAGUGCUUACACAGGAGGAUUCCAGCUAAUCUACAAACAGGCUGCAGUUGAAGUUCCACAGUAUGUGGGAGUGAACCUGUUGGUGGAAGGAGCUCCUAUAAAGCGAUCCAGACCACUACUACAUAGACGAACAGUUAUUUCUAAUGCAACUCUUACUAUCCAGUUCCCAUCAGAACACUUGUCUUCAGAGGAGGUUAAAAUCAAACAUAAACCAUCAGGUAAGAAGUCCUGUGCAGUCUCCACUUUUUGCCGUGCAGACAAGGAGAAUCAACCUGUUGGAGAGAAAAAGAGGCAGCUGACAUCAGUUUCUCCAAAGAGGGAAUGUGAGGGGAGAACAGAGGUUCAGAAUUACUGUGUUCGCAGGUCCUGUCGCAAUCUAGUGUCUGAACAGCUUUUGGUGAUACGCAAUGAACCUCAGAGCAAAGCACGACGUUUGGGUCUGAGUCUCAGUGGCAAUGAGGCAACUCUUGUCCCAAGCAGCCUUUCUUUUUCCCUCAGCCCCCCUCACAGCUUUUCAGAUUGUAAAACCCAAAACAAAUCAGGCCAUGGAUCACACACCUUUAGAUCCUUCCCCCCCCUGGCAGCUUCCCAGCCUCAGCACAGGACUUCUACCCGGGUCUUUCCUUCCCUCCAUGGUCCGCUCCCUACCCUGGAGGUCUUUAGCUUGCGACCAAAAAUUGUUGUGGGAACCAUUGCCUGCCGUAAUCCAACCCUUUCCUCUCAUUCUAGCUUCCAUAGGCAUCAGUUAUUCCUCCGCUCUUGUAGGCAGACUGUGGCCAAAUGUAAAGGGGACUGCACAGGAACAGGACACAAAUACUAG